This is a messenger RNA of Manihot esculenta (cassava), 1249 nucleotides long. RefSeq lists its product as uncharacterized. Lineage: Eukaryota; Viridiplantae; Streptophyta; Magnoliopsida; Malpighiales; Euphorbiaceae. The record is from RefSeq and is a predicted model, not a curated record. Bases 338 to 1141 code for a protein of 267 amino acids. The transcript is spliced from 3 exons.
AAAGAAGUGAGAAAAGGAAAAUGUAUUUUUAGCUGAUUAGGAGGAAAGAAGAGAGUACACGUGUCUGCCAUUCGCAAUUUCUUCCUGCAUUGUAUCUACUUCGAGCAAGAAUAUAACUUUAAAGAGAAAUCUUCAGAGCCAACAAUCCCUGUGUGAAUGCUUAACACUAAAGCCCAGGACCUGAGAAUCUUUGGCCUUUAAGCAACCUUUGCUCCAAGCAAUUCUGCAAUUCUAUUGUCUUUUUAUUAAUGGAUUUUAUGCAUAAAGCCCGCAUUGUGUUUCUCCCUCUUCUCCUUGAUAUUCUGCAUGAAUUGUUAAACUCUUUGAGAACUUGACCAUGACACAAAGAAAAGCAAUCACGCAUGCUGACCUUGCACCAGGUCCUCGAUGCACAGAUUUGGGUAGCAAAACAGCCGCCUUCCUAACGGUCCUUACCAUUCUCUGCGGUCUCUUUUGCUUCAUUCUUUGUCUCAUAGCCGAAGCCACUCGUUCCCAGGUAACAUGGGUUGCUGAGGACGUUAAAGGAAAUGGUGAGAACUAUGAAUGUGUAUACAGUGGCAGCGGAAAGACACCAUUGUUAUGUACUGCGGUUGCAUUUGUGGGACUGGCAGUUGCUAUGGUGGUGGAACACGCGUACAUGUUGAUUGCAAUAAGUAAAGCACCUCCUCCAGUUUUGCUUACCUGGGACCCCGGUUAUGGUCCUGCAAAGACUAUAACUUGGCAAGCAGGCUUUUUCUUUGUUGCAACUUGGGUUUGCUUUGCUGUUGGGGAAAUCUUGCUGUUAAUCGGACUGAGUGUGGAAUCAGGGCAUCUGAAGAAUUGGUCCAGACCAAGACCAAGUUGCCUCAUCAUCAAGCAAGGCCUUUUCUCUGCGGCUGGAGUCUUCUCAUUACUAACAGUGUUUCUUGCUUCUGGGUUAUACUUGACAGCAUUGCGUGCGCAGAGAAUAUCCCAAGAACACGAAAGCCUGCAGCGACAGAUACUUGAAGCCUCCGUUCUCUAUGCGUCCCCGCCACGAUCACCUUCGCAUCAAAUUUCUGCAACUGCAAGAGAGAAUCCUAUUGCUAGAGAGAGUCAUCGGACAGUGCAAACGACAUUAAUAGACCCACAAGCUUUUAGCAAGAGCUUGAUUCUAGUGUAAAACAAGUAAAUUAAAAAUACAUCUCGGUGCCACUCAUGGCAAAGCUACAGGUGAUAUGGUGGAAAUUGUAAUUCAUUUAUUUUUGUAAAUAGAUUUUUUUUCCCUUUU